Manacus vitellinus (golden-collared manakin) is the source of this 1548-nucleotide messenger RNA. RefSeq names its product tyrosine 3-monooxygenase. Lineage: Eukaryota; Metazoa; Chordata; Aves; Passeriformes; Pipridae. The transcript is spliced from 13 exons. Gene Ontology annotation, cellular component: cytoplasm; perikaryon; axon. Gene Ontology annotation, biological process: dopamine biosynthetic process from tyrosine. Gene Ontology annotation, molecular function: tyrosine 3-monooxygenase activity; iron ion binding. The record is from RefSeq and is a predicted model, not a curated record. The coding region runs from base 1 to 1548 and encodes 515 amino acids.
AUGGACCAUGCAGACAGGGUUCCAGUGAGCUCUGAUCUCACCACCCACAUAGACACUGCAUCUCCAGUCCCACCAAUUCCCCAGGCUAUUUCUCUGGGAGAAGCAUUCACACCCUCAGGCAGUUUCCACUUAACAUCUGGCAAUUACAAUCCACUCACCUAUCUCCCAGUGAAGACUGACUUGGUGGGCAUUUCAGGCCUGAAAGAAGAGGCCAUCAAGGAGAAGGAGAUGUGUGGCAUAGAGUCAUUGAACAGCCAAGGCAGCCUGGACUCAAACAGGGAGGAUGACAGAGCCACUCUCAUCCUGACCCUCACUCUCUGCAAUGUGAGGAAGAUUGAGCUCUCUAGGGCAGCCAAAGUCUUUGAGGUGUUUGAAACUCAGAUCUAUCAUUUUGAAACCCGGCGAGCCAAAAAGCCCAAGAAGUCUGCUGAUGAUCUUGACAUUUUCAUUGAAUGUGAAGUUCACAGUGCUGAUGUUAGUAUUCUUAUCACCUCCUUAAAGAGAGUAGCAGAGGAUGUGAAAACUAGCAGAGAAGACAAAGUACCCUGGUUCCCCAGAAAAAUCCAAGAUCUGGACAAGUGUCACCAUCUGAUCACUAAGUAUGAUCCCAGUUUGGACCAUGGUCAUCCUGGGUAUGCUGACCUGGAGUAUAAGAAACGGAGGGCAUUCUUUGCUGAUCUUGCCUUGAACUACAGAGUGGGAGACCCUUUGCCUCUCAUCGAGUACACAGCGCAGGAGACGGCAACUUGGAAAGAAGUCUACAGGAAGCUGAGAAGCCUUUACCCUACUCACGCCUGUACACAGUACCUGGAUGCUUUCCAGCAGCUGGAGAGGUACUGUGGCUACCAGGAAGAUAACAUACCUCAACUCCAGGAUGUCUCCAGAUUUUUAAAAGAGAGAACAGGUUUCCAGCUGAGACCAGCUGCAGGACUUCUGUCUGCUCGUGACUUCCUUGCCAGCCUGGCAUUCCGUGUCUUCCCGUGCACGCAGUAUAUAAGGCAUUUCUCUUCUCCUAUGCAUUCCCCAGAACCAGACUGUUGCCAUGAGUUGCUGGGUCAUGUUCCCAUGCUAGCUGACAAGGAGUUUGCCCACUUUUCACAGGAUAUUGGACUGGCUUCUCUUGGAUCAUCUGAAGUGGAGAUUGAGAAACUGGCCACACUCUAUUGGUUCACUGUGGAGUUUGGUCUCUGCAAGCAAAAUGGAUUGAUCAAAGCUUACGGGGCAGGACUGCUUUCAUCUUAUGGGGAGCUUAUGUAUGCUUUGUCAAACAAGCCAGAGUACAAGCCUUUUGAUCCAGAAGUGACUGCAGUUCACCCCUAUCAGGAUCAAGCCUUCCAACCUGUCUAUUUCAUAGCAGAAAAUUUUGAAGAUGCCAAGGUCAAGCUUCAAAGCUACACAAUGAAGAUCAAGAAGCCUUUUGCUCUAUACUAUGACCCCUUCACCAACAGCGCUGAAAUUAUGAACACACCACAGAAAGUCAAGAAGGCACUCUGUCAGAUGAAAGAGGAACUAAAAAACCUCUGCUUGGCCCUUGAAAACAUCUCUUAA